Oncorhynchus nerka (sockeye salmon) is the source of this 2061-nucleotide messenger RNA. Its product is annotated as dixin-A-like. The transcript has 20 exons. Bases 1 to 1899 code for a protein of 632 amino acids. Gene Ontology annotation, biological process: canonical Wnt signaling pathway. The record is from RefSeq and is a predicted model, not a curated record. Lineage: Eukaryota; Metazoa; Chordata; Actinopteri; Salmoniformes; Salmonidae. Gene Ontology annotation, cellular component: cytosol. Gene Ontology annotation, molecular function: frizzled binding.
AUGGAUCUGGGCCUGUUCCAGGGAAAGGCAUGGAUCUGGGCCUGUUCCAGUGAAAGCAGGAUACCCUUCUUUUCGGACUCGUUAAAGGAAAAAGUUACUUCCAGUCUGCGGGGACAGCAGCUAUCAACCUAUGUGUUGUGGGUGAACAGCCAGUUGAAGAGGCGACCAGGCCUGAAGCCCAUCACAGACCUCAGAGUAGACCUGCAGGAUGGAGUGGUGUUAUCACACCUGGUGGAGAUAGUGGCGGGGGAGGAGUUGGAGGGGGUACAUCAGGCUCCCAGGGACCGAGAGGAGAGCAGGGAGAACGUGGAGCGAGUCCUCAACUUCAUCACCUCCAGACGCAUACGCAUGCCUCACACCUCUGCUCGGGAUAUAGUAGAAGGUGAUCUGAAGUCAGUGAUGAGGUUGAUUCUGGCUCUAGCCGCCCACUUCAAACCAUCAGCCAAUCAGAGAGCAGCGUCCAGGGGUGGAUGGAGCAUGGCGGGAGCCGCAGCCAACCACAGGACACUCUCCACAGUUGCCAUGGCGCAGAGCGCAGCAACAGCAUUGGCAGCCGCACGACACGACGCAGAGGGAACAGCUAGUGGUUGGGGUAUGCUUGUAGAUGAGGAUGGAGGUGUGUGUGUUCGUGCUCUGGUCCAGCAGUACGAGAGACGACCGCCAGACGAUCCUGACACAACACCAAGCAGUUCCCCCAGAGCCCUGCCCACCAGCCAAUCAGACAACAGAGAGCCGGAGGAGAGCCAACCAGAGAGAAGCACUAAGGCAGGUUGGGAGAGUCCUCUGACUGAGAGCCUGGAGAGAGAGAUGCAGGAGACACGGAGAAUGGUGUCAGCUCUACAGGCCCUGUUACUUCAUGGGUGUCUGCCAGAUGAUGAGCAGGAGACGUUGAAUCUGACUCUGGGAGAAGAAAACACUGAACAACAACUGGUGGUAAUUCGUAGUCAUCUAGAUCAGAGUAUGGAGGAGACUCAGGAGCUGAAGAGAGAGCUGUUACGUUGUAAACAGGAGGUACGAAACCUGCGUGGAGUCAAGGAGGCACAGCAGCAAAGAUUGUUUGCCCAGGAGGAGUGUAUGUUGCAGCUAAAACAGGAGCAGCUCAGAGCCAGCAUGACCCAGGACCAACUCACCAGCCUCAACGCGGAGCUACAGAGGAAGUUGGAUGAGAGGAGCAGGUUGCUGAGUGAGUGCAAGAAGGAACUUGGACAGAAGGACCGACUGCUGCAGCAGCACAAACACAAACUGGAGGAGAGCCAGCUGCAGAAGGCUGGCUUGCAGAGAGAGCUGGAGUGUAAAGACAACAUGUUGCAGGAGAUGAUGAGUUGUCAUGGUGACCAGGCCCCGCCCCACCUCACGGCCACACCCCUUCCCUCUGGGGCUGAGGAGCUGCAGCUGGUGCGAUCAGCGUUGAGGAGUCUGAGAGGAGUGUUCAGAGAGCAGGAUCCUCAACACCACACUCUGGAUACACUGGAGCAGGGCAUCACAUCACUGACCGACAGACUGACAUACACACACCAGGGGAAGUCUUCAGGAUGCAACAGAGCCACACACAACCAGCACGACUCCUGGCCUCCAAGCAAGAUGGCCCACUCCUACAGUAGUCCAUUGCUGAGCUCGUGUGGUUCCACUAAGGUCCUCUACUUUACAGACCACUCACACACACCCUGCAUGAUCCACAUCAACAAGAGGUUGGGGAAAGUCACUCUGAGAGAUGUGAAGACUGCAGUAGACAGAGAUGACAACUACAGAUUCCACUUCAAAGCCCUCGACCCCGAGUUUGGUACCGUCAAAGAAGAGGUAUUUGAAGACGAGGCGUUGGUUCCAGGCUGGGAGGGGAAGAUAGUGGCCUGGGUGGAGGAGGACAACGGAGAGGAGAGGAUUAAAGGACCUAGCUGCUGAGGAACUAGAGGACCUAGCUGCUGAGGAACUGAAGGGAACUAGCUGCUGAGGAACUGAAGGGAACUAGCUGCUGAGGAACUAGAGGACCUAGCUGCUGAGGAACUGAAGGGACCUAGCUGCUGAGGAACUAAAGGACCUAGCUGCUGAGGAACUGAAGGGAAC